This is a messenger RNA of Raphanus sativus (radish), 1084 nucleotides long. Its product is annotated as squalene synthase 1-like. Gene Ontology annotation, biological process: farnesyl diphosphate metabolic process; lipid biosynthetic process. The record is from RefSeq and is a predicted model, not a curated record. NCBI's taxonomy places the organism in Eukaryota, Viridiplantae, Streptophyta, Magnoliopsida, Brassicales, Brassicaceae. Gene Ontology annotation, molecular function: squalene synthase [NAD(P)H] activity. Gene Ontology annotation, cellular component: endoplasmic reticulum membrane.
GUUUUUUAAAAUAAAUAAAAUAACGUGACCCUUUGUUUUCAUCGAUGAAUGAAUAAACAAAAGCUUGAAGAAAAAAAUCCUGAAUUUAGAAUUACUCGCUGGCGGAAUCAGAUCGAACCACAUCGAAGAAAAAAAAAAGAAAAAAAAAAGAAGGCAUUGUUGGUUGUCAGUGAUUCCAUUAACAGGGGAGCUCUGUUUCUGAAUCGAAUUUCAGAAAAAAAAAAUGGGGAGCUUGGGGACGUUUCUGAGAUACCCUGAUGAUAUAUAUCCGCUCUUGAAGAUGAAACGAGCGAUGGAGAAAGCAGAGAAGCAGAUCCCACCUGAGCCUCACUGGGCUUUCUGCUACUCUAUGCUCCACAAGGUCUCUCGAAGCUUCUCUCUCGUUAUUCAGCAACUUGGCACCCAGCUUCGUAACGCUGUGUGUGUGUUCUACUUGGUUCUUCGAGCUCUUGAUACUGUUGAGGAUGACACUAGCAUACCAACUGAUGAAAAGCUGCCCAUCCUGAUAGCCUUCCACCGCCACAUAUAUGAUAUUGACUGGCACUAUUCAUGUGGUACGAAGGAGUACAAGGUUCUAAUGGACCAAUUUCACUAUGUUUCUGCAGCUUUUGUGGAACUUGAAAAAGGGUAUCAAGAGGCUAUUGAGGAAAUAACUAAAAGAAUGGGUGCAGGAAUGGCCAAGUUUAUCUGCCAGGAGGUAGAGACUGUUGAUGACUAUGAUGAGUACUGCCACUAUGUUGCUGGACUUGUGGGUUUAGGUCUGUCUAAACUCUUCCUAGCUUCCGGAUCAGAAGUUUUGACCCCAGACUGGGAGCAUAUCUCCAACUCUAUGGGUUUAUUUCUUCAGAAAACAAACAUUAUAAGAGAUUAUCUUGAGGACAUUAAUGAAAUACCAAAGUCCCGCAUGUUUUGGCCUCGCAAGAUAUGGGGCAAAUAUGCUGCCAAGCUCGAGGACUUAAAGUACGAGAAGAACUCAAAUAGUUCAGUGCAGUGCUUGAAUGAAAUGGUCAGUAAUGCUUUGACGCAUAUCGAAGAUUGCCUGAAAUUCAUGGCUUCGUUGCGUGAUCCUUCCAUAUUUCGGUUC